Messenger RNA from Cicer arietinum (chickpea), 4036 nucleotides. Lineage: Eukaryota; Viridiplantae; Streptophyta; Magnoliopsida; Fabales; Fabaceae. The record is from RefSeq and is a predicted model, not a curated record.
ACGUCGUACAUUGAGGAAAGAAAAGUGGCGAGCUUUAUACGGUGUGAGUAAGUAGUAAAUUCCGUUUCUUUCAUCUUUCAAACCGCACUUAUUAUUCCAAAAAAUAAAAAGCAAAGAGAAAAGAAAAGAACAGCGUGAGAACAGAAACAGUAGAAAGAAGCGUUUCCAAGAAGCUAAGCAACGUACUUAGUUUCGAAGCCAAACGCUAAAAGUUAAGGCGAAUUGCGUCUGGAGUCGGCGAUGGAGAUUUCGACUCCUAGCGCUUCCAAGCAUCUUUCCAUCACGCCAAAUUCUAGGGUUUUGAGAAGCCCUCUCACUGAUGAACAGAUCUGGAAGCGCCUCAGGGAUGCUGGCUUUGAUGAAGAAUCGAUUAAGCACAAAGAUAAGGCUGCGCUUGUAGCUUACAUCGCUAAGCUUGAAGCUGAGAUAUAUGAUCUUCAGCACCACAUGGGCCUUCUCAUAUUGGAGAGAAAGGAAUUGGCUUCCAAGUAUGAACAAGUUAAAGCCUUGGUUGAAUCAUCUGAGCUAAUGCAUAACCAUGAUUCAUCCAUGAAUAAAUCUGCAUUAGCUGAAUCAAGAAAACGGGAAGAAUGUUUGAAAAAGACAAUAGACGUCAAAGAUGCAUGCAUAGGAAGUCUUGAGAAGGCCUUGCAUGAGAUGCGUACGGAAUGUGCUGAAACAAAGGUUGCAGCUGAUAGUAAAUUCACUGAAGCACACCAAUUGAUAGAAGAAGCACAUAAAAAGUUUACGGAGGCUGAAACCAAAGUGUGUGCAGCAGAAUCUUUGCAAGCAGAUGCCAAUCGAUAUAAUAGUGUUGCAGAAAGGAAGCUUCGGGAUGUUGAAGCGCGUGAAGAUAACCUCAGGCGGCAAAUCAUAUCUUUCAAGUCGGAUUGUGAUGAAAAAGAUAAGGAGAUGAAUCUUGAGAGGCAAUCCCUCUCUGAAAGGCAAAAGGUUUUGCAACAAGAACAAGAAAGGUUACUUCAAUCAAAAUCUUUGCUUAACCAGAGAGAGGAUCAUCUUUUUAGUAGAUCUCAGGAACUAAAUCGUCUUCAAAAAGAGUUGGAGGACACAAAGUUGAAAACUGAAAAGGACAAUGAAGCCCUCCAUGACAAGCAAACCAGCCUAAAACUACUGGAGGCCACCCUACUACAACAAGAGGAGGCACUCACUAAAUGGAAAACUGAACUAAACAAGAAAGAGCAAGAGUUGCUUGAAUUUGAAGUGAAACUUUCUACUAGAGAAUCUGAUGAAACUCAGAAGAUUAUAGCUGAUCAGGAAGCUGCAUUGAGAACAAGAAAACAUGAUUUGGAAGUUGAGCUACAAAUGCAACGCAAAUUAGUUGAAAAUGAAAUUGAGACAAAGAGACGGGCUUGGGAAUUGAAGGAGGUUGAUCUUAAACAACGAGAGGACCAAAUCCUGGAAAGUGAGCAUGAGUUAGAAGUUCUGUCAAGAUCACUGAGCGAGAAGGAGAAAGACUUGGUGGAAUUGUCAACUGCUCUUAAAGAAAAAGAUGAAAGUCUUAGAGUUGCUGAAAAUGAAUUUGAGUUAAACAAAAACCUUUUGCUAAAGGAGAAAGAUGAUAUUGAACAAGCCAAGCGAGAUCUGCAGGAGUCUUUGGCAUCUUUGGAAAAUGAAAUAAGACAAGUUGAUAACGCAAAGGAGAGAUUGGAGGUCAUCCAAAGUGAAACAGGCGACUUGUCAAUUUUUGAAGUGAGACUAAAGGAAGAGAUAGAUCUUGUGCGAUCUCAGAAUUUGGAGCUUUUGGCUGAGGCUGAUAAGUUGAAAGCUGAGAAGGCCAAGUUUGAAGCUGAGUGGGAGCUUCUUGACGAAAAAAAAGAAGAGUUGCGGAAAGAAGCAGAAUAUAUUGAAAAUGAAAGGAAGGCUGUUUCCACUUUUAUUAAGAAUGAGCGCGAAAAGCUAAGAGAAGAAAAAGAAAUUUUGCGUAAACAGUACACUCGUGACUUGGGGUCACUUGCCAGUGAACGGGAAAGUUUCAUGAAGAAGAUGGCACAUGAACAUGCUGAGUGGUUUGGCAAGAUGCAGCAGGAGCGAGCAGAUUUUCAGCGGGAUAUUGAGAUGCAAAAAAAGGAGCUGAAUAACCUUAUUGAGAAGAGACGGGAAGAAGUGGAAAGUUAUUUGAAGGAAAGAGAAAAGGCUUUUGAGGAAGAGAAGAACAGGGAGCUACAAUAUAUUGAUGCUCUAAAGGAGAAAGCAGCAAAAGAAUUGGAACAAGUUUCCUUAGAGAUGAAAAGGCUUCAAACUGAGCGGACUGAGAUAAAUUUGGAUCGUGAACAGAGAAAUAAAGAAUGGGCUGAACUAACUGAUUGUAUUAAAGAACUUGAGGUUCAAAGGGAUAAACUACAAAAACAGAGAGAACUGUUGCAUGCUGAUAGAAUUGAAAUUUAUUCUCAGACUGAAGAAUUGAAAAAGUUAGAAGAUUCGAAAGUUGUCUAUGAUGAAAUUGCUAUUGUUGAAAUGCUUAAAUCCGAUAUGGAGUAUAACCAACAGAAAAUAUCUGCAAGGAAAAAUUUAAAGCAUCAGGCUCUUACACAAGAUGGUCGUCUCAGUUCCUGCAAGGGAAUGAAUGCUGAUAGCAUCAGUAAUGGAUUUGAUACUCCAUUAGUGCAGAAGUCAUCAGGUGUUUCUCCUCGUAAUGAUGCUCGUUUCUCAUGGAUAAAACGUUGCACAGAACUGAUAUUCCGAAAUUCUCCUGAUACACAACUCAUGAAAAAAGAAAAUUUGCCUCUGGUUUCUGAUACAAAUACAGAUAGCAACGGGCAAAAGCACUUGGAAAAUGAUCAACCACUUGGUGGUUUUAGCAAUGAACAGCAAAUGGGAUUUUCUUUUGGAGAACCAAAAGUAAUUGUUGAAGUACCCUCUCUAGAUGAAAAUGCUAGCAGAACAAGUGAGUUUGAAUCUGUGACUAAAGAUGUGAAUCGAAAAACUACCUUUUCAGAUGAGCGUCAUGUGGGUAGAGGGAAAAGAGGCAGGGGGAAUUUGAUUACUAAAGUUGGUGAUCCACUUGAAGAUCUGGUGCAGAAUAAGAAACCAAGAGCAGAAGAACGAAUGGCCAACAUUCCUUUGGACCAGGGCACUACCUGCUGUGUGCUUUCAACCUCGUCAGAGAUCCAGCAGGUUUCCAUGCCUUCAAACCAAACACAAGGGAAAAUUGAAGAAACUCGUGUAGUAAUGGUUGACAAGGUUAUUCAUGUUUCAGAAGUGACUUCUGAGAAAGUUGACGCUCUCAUCAUUCCCAAUCAAGAAUCAGGAGAUAAUUUGCAGAGUUCUACGUUGGGAGUGGGUCAAUAUCAUCUUCAUGGAGAAACAAUUGAUCAGCCAAAUUCUAAAACUAGAUCCGAAGAAAUUUUGCCUCGUGGUUCUAGUAUAUUGGAAAACACAGAAGGAAUAUGCAAAGAAAACAAUGAAUGUGUUUCUGAAUACAGGACUAUGGACGUGGGCAUUGGUACUGAAAAAUUAGUUGGUUAAGACAUUAAAUAUAUAUUAGGAGUGUGCGAGGUGUGUCAAUACUAAAUAAUGGCUAGCUGUGGUCAUUUGUUGGAGUGUUGGAGCUGGUUAUGUAUAGAUAAUAGGUGAUGUUUGCUUUGUAUAUACACCUCAUUGAUGCAGUUGCAAAUUGCAAUUAGGAUGAGGGUAGAUAUAAUGUUUCAUGAAAUCAGAAUGGUUCUUACUUCAAAAAAAUGAAGAAAGAUAGUUUUCUAGAUGCAACAUAUUGGUUUUCUGACUAGAUGAGUUCUUCUGCCAUGGUUUUGUUGUUUUCAAAACCAGAUUUGUUUGACACAGUGCUUGUUGUCAUUGUGUGUGUAUACAUUGAUAGUAAUUUUGCGUCUCCGAACACAUGGUGAUCGGAAUCACAAGUGUGUUUGAUAGUUUUUGGUCAAAGAAUCACAAGUAUCUGGAGCUCUUGUUUAUGUUUGGCUGGUUCUUAAUACUGUGCUAGAGCUGGUUGGAUAUUUUUAUCUUGUUAAAGUCACGAGUCUGUAAGUCUCAAGGUAAUUUGAAAAAUAAAGUUUUUUUU